AGUGAACACCAACAGGAACAGCAGUUAAACACAACUGAGCGCCUGCUUUCUUAAAAUAUUUUACCAAGUGGGCAGACUUUUGACAGACUUCAUUCCCUGUGACCUCUACAGACGGGGAUAUUCAGCUGGUAGUGAAUCAGCUAUGUAACAUGACGACGAGAAAAAUGGAAAAUGAUCCUGGAGAGUUAAAGAGGAUCUCUGUUCCGGAGGUCAGACUUAUCCUGAUUGGUGGACGAUGGGCUGGCAAGAGCUCCUCUGGCAACACCAUACUGAGAAGUGAAAGGUUUGAGUGUGGCCGAAUCAGAACAGUGCAGUCUGAAUUAAGACAUCAAGAUGUUGAGGGCAGGACACUCAUUGUGGUCGAUGCUCCAGGGUGGAGCAGCUCCCUCUCCCUCACUGAGAUCCCAGAACUGGACAAGCAGAGGUUUAAACUAAACCCGUCCAAAUGUUCUCCCGGACCACACGUUUUUCUUCUCGUCAUUCCUAUAGACUCGGCCUUCUCUGUGGAGCAGAAGAUGACCGUGGAGGAGCACAUGAAGCUUUUGGGGGAACGUGUUUGGAAGUACACCAUGGUGCUGUUCACGUGUGGCGAUUUCCUCGGGGAGAAGACGAUAGAGCAGCACAUCGAGAGUGAGGGAGAAGCACUCAAGUCAGUAACAGAAAGAUGCAGGAACAGGUACCAUGUGUUCAAUAACAAGGAGAGAAGUGACUCAGCCCAGGUCACUCUGCUGCUUGAAAAGAUAGAUGAGAUGGUGCAUCACAACCACAGCAGUUACUACGAGACUGAUGAACAGACUUUGAACAUCAUUAAAGAGAAGCAACGGGGGGUGAUGGAAAGGGCACAACAUAGACGGAAGAGGACAGAGGAGCAAAGACAACAGAUGAAAAGUCUUAUUUCAGAAGAGGCGAGAACCAUCCAAAAACUCCAGAUCAUACUCUUGGGAAGUCGCAAUGUUGGGAAAACUUCACUUGGCAAUGCCAUCUUGGGAAUAAAAGAGCGAGAAGAUGGGAAAAGAACAGCCGAGUCAGUGGCCCACCGGGGGUUCGUAGGUAAAACUGAAGUGACUCUAGUUGACACACCCGGUUGGUGGAAAGGCUUCCCUGCACUUGACACUCCUGAAGCUAUCAAAGAAGAAGUGAUGCGCAGUAUGUUUGUGUGUCCCCCUGGGCCUCAUGUCUUUCUGCUGGUGCUAGACGCCGAUGCAUCCUUUAAUGCCAAACACUUAGAUGCAGUGACAACACACUUGGAGCUUCUCGGAGAAGGAGUGUGGAAACACACAAUUACAGUUUUCACCAGAGGUGACUGGCUAGGAGCACACACAAUCGAGGAGUAUAUUGAAGGGGAGGGAGAGGCCCUGCAAUCAUUAGUUGAACAAUGCGGAAACAGAUAUCAUGUCGUAGACAACAAGAAUGCGGAUGAUGGCACUCAAAUUACUGAGCUGCUGGAGAAAAUCAUGGGGACUGUUGCUGCAAAUGGCUGGAGUCAUUUUGUCCCAGAUGACCAGAUCCGUGUGACCAUUGAAGAGAGACGAAUAAGAGUGGAACAAGGAGCAAAACAGAGGCAAAGUCAAGUCAAGGCCAAAAUGCAAACUUUCAAAGAUUCCAGAAAUAAAUUACAAGAGGUGAGGCUUGUGCUGCUAGGACAGAAGACAUUUGGAAAGAGUGCAACAGGAAAUACUCUCCUGCGCAAAGAAGUGUUUGCCACCUGUCAGAAUGAGUAUUGUCAAGUAGAGGAGGGGGAAGUUGCAGGCAGACGGAUCACAGUGAUCGACACUCCAGGCUGGUACAUGAAUGUUUCUCAAUGCAAUCAAAAAACAGAUGAGGAGAUUGUCCGCAGCUUGUCGCUGAGUCCACUGGGGUUCCACGCAGUCCUUCUGGUAGUUCCACUGGACCUGACGUUUGGAGACGUUCAGCUAGCCACCCUGGAGGACCACAUAAACCUCUUUGAUGACAGUGUCUGGAAACACACCGUGGUUGUGUUCACAUAUGGAGACAAACUAGCAGAUAAGUCUGUAGAAGAACACAUCGAGAGAGAGCCCCAUGCUCUAAGGCGGUUGGUGGACAAGAGUGACAACAGAUACCAUGUGAUAAACAACAUGAAGAAAACUGACCUUACCCAGGUUACCAAGUUGUUUGAGAAGAUAGAGGAAAUGGUGUCAGGAAACAAUGGGAGGCUCUUUUGUCCUGACAUGAACAUGGUCCAUGUGAGACUUGAAGAGAAAUUCAGCAGAAGGCAACUGAAAUAUGUGUUGAAGCAGCGAUUGGAGGAGGAGUACAGGAGGAGAGAGGUGGAGCUGAAGAAGGACUUCAUGAAAACACUCGUCGCGCUACAAGCUGAGAUCAAGGAAAAUGUGACAAGCACUAAACACAAGCCACUGGUUAUGGCCAUUGGCCAAAAGAAGAAGGAGAGCAACAUUGACUUAAAAAUCAGCCAGAUGAUUGAAGAGCUUGAGAAGGACAUUGCCAGAUCCAGCCAACAUGUGACUAGCAGCAUGGAGUUUUUAAUCCCAAGUUUGAGUGGAGGCAGUCCAGUACCAUCUGUCCAUUCAUCUGAGCCUUCACUAAGACGGAAAAAAGCAAACAGCAACUUUGACAAAGUUCUGGGUUGGCUGUCAACACUGAAGAUCAGCACGAAUAUGGAGAACCAGCUGACCCUCAACUUCUCUCAAACGUCAGGAUACAGAUCAAAUCUACCGCAGGAUGACUUUGACAUAGACACAACAGAUGAUAUUCCUGAUGAUUGAUGUAAAUAAA
This is a messenger RNA of Sphaeramia orbicularis (orbiculate cardinalfish), 2754 nucleotides long. Its product is annotated as GTPase IMAP family member 8-like. The coding region runs from base 150 to 2744 and encodes 864 amino acids. The transcript has 6 exons. Gene Ontology annotation, molecular function: GTP binding. The record is from RefSeq and is a predicted model, not a curated record. NCBI's taxonomy places the organism in Eukaryota, Metazoa, Chordata, Actinopteri, Kurtiformes, Apogonidae.